ACUGUUUUUUGUUAAUAACUCUUAAACAAAGCCGCGGAUCGCAUUUGCGCUAAGGAAAAAGUUGCUUAGAACGACCUCGGAAACCCAUCGUUUCCCGAUUUUGAGACACCCUGUAUACUUUAUAUCUAUGGCGAGGGUGAGCAACAGCAACGACGAGGACUGAGGAGGUGAACAGACGGAGGAUUGAAUUGAAAUAUUGGAUAUUCGAUUAUUUGUUGAUCAUUCCAUUUAAUAUAUGCUGCAUAUCAUGGAUAUACCUGUAAAUCAACAAAAUUUGACGCGCAUACUUGAAAGAUUAUCGGAAGAUGAGAUUAAAACAGGAAGAGCUUUGGAAAGUAUACUUUCGAGGCAAUGUCACGUAGAAGCAAAACUGCAAAAUAUAAGCAGGGUAUUACCUAAUGUUAUCGUCGUGCGAGAAGAGGGUGAAAAGUUUUACAACAUGAUCGCACGAACCAACGAGUUGGCUAAGAAUGUCAGUGCCAAGGUGAGACAGCUGGAUUUAGCAAGGAGCAGAGUUUGCGAAUGUCAAAGACGAGUAAACGAUAUCCUCGAUUUACAAUUAUGCAGCGAAGGUGUUGCUAUGGCAUUGUAUAACGAAGAUUACGAACAAGGAGCCGCGCAUGUACAUCGUUAUCUGUCGAUGGAUCAACAGUUGUUAGAAAGAACAGCCGAAGAUAUUUCGAUGGACCAUACCAACAUAAGCAGUUCUUUGAUUACUUUACAGCAAGCGGCGUUACAACUUAGAACAGUGAUUACGCAUAAGUUCGACGAGGCGGUAAAAUCGGAAGACCUUGCUUCCGUUGAAAGAUUUUUCAAAAUAUUUCCUCUAUUAGGAAUGCAUUCCGAAGGACUGAAAAAAUUUUGUAGUUACCUGUGCUCCAAGUUACAUGAAGCGGCGCAAAAAAAUUUAAAAGCAGCUUUGGAUAUUAAGAGCAACGAUAAAAGAGCCUCUGUUAUUUUUGCCGAUACUAUAACAUUGUUAUUCGAGGGAAUUGCCCGCAUUGUCGAGAUACACCAACCGAUAAUCGAAACAUAUUAUGGACCUGGGAAAUUAUUAAUGACAAUUUCCAUAUUACAGAAAGAAUGCGAUAGGCAAGUCAAAAAAAUUAUUACAGAAUUUACGAAGCACAGAUGCAUAUCUAAAAAGGUACAAAUGAUAAAUGAUCAUCUACGAAAGACAAGUUCGGAAAGAGCUGAUCCAAAAGAAUUUGAUCUGUUAUUAGGAGAAAUUACCAUAAUGCAUUCACGAGCGGAGUUAUAUAUACGUUUCUUAAGAAGAAGAGUCAAGAACGACAUCGAAAUUAGUGCGCAGGACGAUGCACAAUACAAAGAUUUAACAAAUGAAUUUGAAAACAUAAUCAGUAAUUCUGACCUAGCACGUGGAAUGCAAGAUCUUCUGGGUGCUUACCUUGCAUUGGAACGAUAUUUCCUUGAGGAAAGUGUAAAUAAAGCAUUGGGAAUGGAUACUUUGGACCAGGAUCAACAAACAUCGAGCAUGGUGGACGACGUUUUCUUCAUAGUACAAAAAUGUGUAAGACGUUCCAUGUCCAGCUGGAGUAUAGAUGGUGUAUGCGCGGUAGUUAAUAUGGCUUGUGGUAUAUUGGAAGGAGAGUUUGCGAACGGAUUAAGAAGUCGACUGCGUCAAGGUUAUCCGGCUGGAUACUUGGAUUUGGCUCAAGCGUACAACGCUCUCCAAACAAGCAUACAACACGGUCGUUUACAAACUUCGGACACAGAACUUGCUCGUCUAAUGUUUUUGGCUUACUUAAAUAAUACCGACGUUAGUAUCGAAUACGUUGAAACAUUGUGCAAGAGUCUACAUGGUGAAAUAGAUGCAACGUUUCCUAAUAUGCAAGAUAAAGAUCGUGGUAAAAUUGACAGUUGUUUGUCUGGCCUAAAAGGUGUUAUAUCGAUUUUACGAGCUGUCACAGACUAUGGAUUGGAACAGCUUCGUGUAAGUGCAGUUAAACCAAGAGUAUCUCCUUGGGUAGACGCAUUUUUAUCCGUGGAUCAUCAUGUUAACGAGGAUGAUUUAUUACGAUAUGAAACUGAAGAACCAUUUGUGCAAACUCUAGUCAUGAAUUUAGAAGGUUUACUACGAACUUUCAAAGACAGUUUAACUGCGUCAAAUUAUGAUGCUUUAAUCGGCCUUCUCACUGCCGAAGUCACAGCUCGAUUAGAAAAAGUCGUUCUAAAGUCCACAUUUAACAGAGCAGGAGGCCUCAUACUUGACAAAGAAAUAAGAUCGUUGGCAAGUUAUUUAGCUGCUGCUACAUCCUGGUCUAUACGCGAUAAGUUUGCAAGACUGACGCAAAUGGCUACUAUAUUAAGCGUUGAAAAAGUGGAGGAGUUAGCCGACUAUUGUGGUGCAGACGCGAUAGCUUGGAGAUUAACACCUGCUGAAGUUCGUCAUGUUGCAUCUUUAAGAACUGAUUUUCGUCCAGAUGAUAUAAAAAGACUAAAGCUUUAAUUCAUAAUAUGUCCAUCAUAUUCUUUAAUUGUAUGCAAUGUAUUUAUGAAUUGUUAACAAACUCGCUCAAUUAUUCUGUUUUCUCUUUUUAUCUACACAACAUCAGAAUGAACAGGACUUACGACUGUGCC
Molecule: messenger RNA, 2601 nt
Organism: Megalopta genalis
Lineage: Eukaryota; Metazoa; Arthropoda; Insecta; Hymenoptera; Halictidae
Gene: Cog4
Product: conserved oligomeric Golgi complex subunit 4
Biological process (GO): Golgi organization; retrograde vesicle-mediated transport, Golgi to endoplasmic reticulum
Cellular component (GO): COG complex
Source: RefSeq, a predicted model, not a curated record